This is a messenger RNA of Daphnia pulicaria, 2373 nucleotides long. Its product is annotated as sodium-dependent nutrient amino acid transporter 1-like. NCBI's taxonomy places the organism in Eukaryota, Metazoa, Arthropoda, Branchiopoda, Diplostraca, Daphniidae. Gene Ontology annotation, cellular component: membrane. The transcript is spliced from 10 exons. The record is from RefSeq and is a predicted model, not a curated record. Gene Ontology annotation, biological process: sodium ion transmembrane transport. The coding region runs from base 244 to 2256 and encodes 670 amino acids. Gene Ontology annotation, molecular function: L-amino acid transmembrane transporter activity.
CACACACACUUCCCAGUAGGAGAAGGGGGGACCAGCUUUUUUUGUUGGUUGUUGUUGAUUAAACCGCACAAAGGAGAGAGAGAAACAGUUUCACUUGGUCGUCGCAGAUAUUCGAGCAGCAGUGCCACUCACUCCCAAACCUUCCACGCAUCACCAUCUGUCUCCUUUCGUCACUUAUUGUUGGUCAACUCGUACGUGUGUAACAGUGCAACUUUUCUCAACAACACAAAAUCAUCUCAGAACAUGGGCAAGAAAGACGGAAGCGGCAUACCCAAUGCGGCGUUCGUGCUGGACGACGACGACAUCUCUGGCAAAGGCCCGGCAGCCCUUGCCGUUCAACAGAAUAAACAACCGCUCGCUAUCACGGCCGGCAGUCCCGACGUCUUCAGCUCGGCAGAAGUUUUGCAGAACGAUGAAGGCCAGCAGCGUGAUACCUGGGGCAAUCCGGUUGAAUUUCUCAUGUCGUGCAUUUCACUCUCAGUCGGCCUGGGCAACAUCUGGCGCUUCCCGUUCACAGCCUACGAAAAUGGCGGAGGAGCUUUUUUGAUUCCGUAUCUAGUCGUUCUACUUUUGAUCGGCAAACCGCUCUACUUCUUGGAGAUGAUCUUGGGCCAGUUCUCCAGCUAUGGAUCCGUCAAGGUCUGGGCUGUCGUGCCCCUUGCCAAAGGCGUGGGCUACGGUGGCGCACUUGCGACGUGGUUCGUCGUGACGUAUUACUGCUGCUUAAUGGCCCUGACCGUUUUCUAUUUCUUCUCGUCGUUUCAAUCCGUCCUGCCGUGGACGGUUUGCGAUCCGGCCUGGGCCACUUCGACCUGCUACAACAGCAGCAGCGCCGCCAGCAAUUUGACCGGAAUUGGCAAUUUAACCGGCCGGACGUCCAGCGCUGAAGAAUUUUUCAACUACAACGUGCUGCAGAAGAUCGUCAACAUCGACGAUGGCGUCGGAAUUCCGGAAUGGCGAUUGACCUUGUGUCUGCUUUUCUCCUGGAUCAUUAUCGCUCUCAUCUUGAUGAAAGGUGUGGCCUCAUCCGGCAAAGCCGCUUAUUUCACGGCCAUCUUCCCUUACGUCGUCCUCCUCACUUUGCUCGUCCGCGGAGUGACGCUGGACGGCGCAGUCGACGGAAUCCUCUUCUUCAUCACUCCCCAGUGGGAUAAAAUCCUCACUCCUCAGGUGUGGUAUGCAGCUGUGACGCAAUGCUUCUUUUCCCUCUCGGUCGGAUUUGGGCCAAUCAUUAUGAACGCCAGUUACAACGGAUUCCGCCACAGGAUCUACCGGGAUGCCACGAUCGUGAGUUUCAUGGACACUUUCACGAGUUUGCUGGCCGGCGUGACCAUCUUCUCCAUUCUGGGCAACUUGGCUCACGAGUCGGGCAAAUCGAUCGAGACGGUCGUCCAGGGUGGCACCGGAUUGGCUUUCAUUUCCUAUCCGGAAGCCAUUUCCAAGUUUGACGUUGUCCCUCAACUCUUCGCCGUCCUCUUCUUCCUCAUGCUCUUCACCCUUGGCGUGGGCAGCGCCGUCUCCCUGUGCGGAUGCAUCAUCACCGUCAUCUGCGACGCCUUCCCCAACUGGAAGCGAUGGAUGGUGACGCUCGUCAUUUGCUCCUCCGGAUUUCUAUUAGGUCUCGUCUACGUCACACCCGGCGGGCAGCACGUUCUCGACGUCGUCGACUUUUUCGGCGGUGGUUUCAUCAUCUUCGUCAUCGCCGUCGUCGAAGUCACCGCCAUCUGUUGGAUUUAUGGAUUGAAGAAUUUCUUGCGCGACACGGAAUUCAUGUUGGGCAUCCGCCUGGGCAUCUACUGGAAAUUCACUUGGGGUUUUUUCAUUCCUUUCUCUUUGAUGGGCAUCUUUAUUUACUCUCUGGCCAACUUCCGCACUUUUGUCACCGAUGGCUACGUCUAUCCAGCUUCUUUGACUGGCUCCGGUUGGGUACUCGCCGCUUUGGCUCUUAUCCAAGUGCCAAUCUGGGCCGGAAUCGCCAUCUACAAACGGAAAGGAUCUCUCUUGGAUCGGCUAAAGGCUAGUGUGACACCCACGGAGAACUGGGGACCACAGGACCCCAAAAUCCGGUCCCAAUGGAUUCUUUUCAAGCAAGAGGACUACUCUGAACACCAAUCGUGGGCCUGGUGGAUCCCGAAAUGCGUCAAGAAAAUCGUCAAGAUUGAUGGACAUUCUUUCCAAUCUGGUCGUCCCUCACCCUCUAACGCGGCCAUCGUCGAUAUGGACGGGCAGGCCAGCAUGGGCAACAACAACAAAUGAAAAAGGGGAAACCAUUUAAUCUAACCUCAUGUGAUGUCUGGCAUUGUAGUCGCCCGACAUAUUAUGGCGCCAUUCACUUUUACAAAGUGACUUUUUAAAGUUCUAAAACAACAAAAG